Molecule: messenger RNA, 3483 nt
Organism: Salvia miltiorrhiza (redroot sage)
Lineage: Eukaryota; Viridiplantae; Streptophyta; Magnoliopsida; Lamiales; Lamiaceae
Exons: 2
Coding region: 28-801 (257 amino acids)
Source: RefSeq, a predicted model, not a curated record
GAGGAAAAACGAUAUGCAAAUCCUUACAUGACUGAUGCAGAGUUUGAGGUCGCGUUUCACAACGAGUUUAUUGUGUGGUUUAGCCAUUACGUUUGUCGUCCUUGUAACGACGAGUUGAACCCUUAUAUUAGGUCGCUUGCAGCUGGACCAUUAAGGGAGAUUGAAACAUACUCCGGCUAUUUCGUGAAUGGCUAUAGAUUUCACACAACUGAUCAUGAUAGAGAGAGUGCGACUGUGAACAGUGGCGUUUGCAUAAAAGGCUCGGUCUAUGGUAGUGAUAGAGAUGUGCUAGACUUUUAUGGGCGCCUGCAAGAGGUUUGCGUGCUGGAGUAUCCGGGGUAUCCAAUUAAGCAGACAGUCUUGUUCAACUGUGAAUGGUUUGACUUGUCGGCUCAGGGAACUUCUAUUGAUACAGACUUCAAGUUAGUUUCAUUGAACCACACACGAAGAUAUAAGAAGUAUGAUCCCUUUGUUUUGGCCAGUCAAGUAGUUCAAGUGUUUUACUGUCCCUAUCCCAGUACGAACCAAUCAAAGAAAAAUUGGUGGUCAGCAUGCAAAGUCAACGCAAGAUCAAAGGUUGAAGUGUCUACUGCAGCAUCUACAUCAACAUUAGAUCAACCAUUUCAAGAAGAAGUGGUUACUAUUAUGCCUACUCACACAAGUGUAGGCAUUGAACAACCACUUCUUCUUCAUCCCCUCGGUGGAGUCGUUGAGAUUGAAGAUGACGAUGAAUCAGACGACGAUGAUCCCCCGUUGACAUCUAACGAUAGUGAUGAUGAUAGUAGUGCUAAUUAUGAAUAAAUGUAAAUGCACAUUUUGAUUGAAUUUGAUUGCAAAUUUGUUAUGUUUGUUAGUUACUGUUAAUGUUAUGUUUGGCUAUAUAUUGUAAUUGUAAUUGUAUGCAACAGGUAUCAUGUCUACCUCACGAGGUUUCUUGGGAUUUCGGGGGCGAUCUGGCGUUAAUGCGCCAGAAGCUACUGCAGAUACAUCUGAUGGGUCCGGGACGCACAUUUCUGGGACUCCCGAGACUCUCCAGGCUUCUAGUAGUUCACGGGCUAGAAGGCCUAGGGGCCCUACAGCUGCUGAUAUCAGAGAGAGAGUUCGUAAGGCUGCAGAUGGGAGGACGGAAUUUGAGAGGCAUCCUACGACUGGGUAAGCAUUUGAGUUUAAUUUACUGUUUCUCGUACACCAUGAUUAAGUGAUAAAAUUACUUGUACACAGUGAGUUGUUGGAGCCCUACGGCCUGUCCAAAGCUUGCACACAGUCAUUUAAGGCAUUUGAAAACCCAGGCGGGUACACAUGGAAGUUGACGCCCCCGGCGAUGAAGGAUAAAUUUUUUGGUGAAUUAGAGGUACAAUUAAAUAACAUGUACAUAUAAAUAUAUCAUGUUCAAUUGUUAAAAUGUUUGAUAUUAAAUUAAUUCUCUUUCUUUCAACAGAAAGAGUUUCAGUGGCAGCCCGCGGAUGAGCGUGACGUGAGGAAAAUGUGGGAGAAAAACGCCCGCAAAAGGUACUCCGACAUGAUGAGCGACUACAAGAAAGAGCUCAAGGACUGUACCCGCCAAGGGAGACAGAUGUCUAGACCCAUCUGGAUGACUCCCGAUUUCUGGACUGGACUCCAGGAAUACUAGCAGCGUCCCGAGGUUGAGGCUGUUUCAGAUCGAGCACGUGCCAACCGGAUGUCCGAGCCCGAUGGGGAGGGUACAGGGAUCAGUAGGCACGUGGGCGGGUCCCAGUCGACUCGUAUCCUGCAGCAGUAUAUGGUAUGUAAUUAACAAAUAAUUAAGUAUAUAAAUUAAAUUAAUAUAUUGACUAAUAUAACUUAUUUAUCUUAUAUAAAUGCAUCUACAGAGCUUGGAUCCUGGUACUCCCCAGGAUGCACCGAACUAUGCCACCUUCCUCCGCCUCCACACGUACGCCGACGGAAGUUAUACGUCGGAGAGAGAUGCUAGAAUUGACGUAAGUGUUUAAGUUUAUUCAAAUAUUUAGUGAAUGUAUUUAUUUUCUAACAAUUAUGCAUUGUUAUGUAUGUAUUAGGUCGAGGUUCAUCGACUGGCCGCUGCCACAGGACGACAGGAGCGGCUAGACGAGGUGUAUUUGGAGGUGGUGCAAAUUGAUAGGUCACGGAUCUACGGCGUCGGGAGUGCCGGGCAGAGUCAGGCUAGUAGGGGGUCUUUCCGCAGCACGGGCAGUUCUGCGGUGUCUCAGCAGCUUUAUGAGACACGGAUCUCCACGCUGGAGGAGCAAUUGGCGGCAGAGCAAGCACAACGCCAACAGAUGGAGGACCGCAUGGCUCAAUUGGAAGCGUUUAUGAGGAUGUAUAAUGCUCAGCCACCUCCAGGGCCUGAUGCCGAUGAUGAUGAUGAUGAUGCUUAGAAUUAUUAAAACUAUAUAUUUAUGUUUUCAAACGAAAUUACAUUUGCACUUUCUUUUCAAAUUUAUGUUUUAUUUAACUAUAUAUUUCAAGUGCUUUAAUUAUUAAAACUAUAUAUGUUUUAUAUAUUUAAGGCAAUGAUGAUGAUGAUUGCAUUUAACAUAAACAAAUAAAUUCAAAUCACAUUAUAAUAACCAAAUUAAAACACUUUUGGUGUAUUAAUGUUAAAAAAAAAAAUAAUUAAUUAAUUAAUUAUUAAAUAUUAAUUAAAUAUUUUACCGACGAUAAAAAUAAGGACCGAAACGAACUCGCUCACUAAUUAACAACAUAUUUCAGGUAUUAUCUCCACAUAUUCAAAGAUUAUAAUUAUAUGAGUGAGUAUAUAGCAUUUAAAUGAAUUAAUAGAUGUAGAUAUAUCAAUAAUACGAGUGUUCUGUACUGGUGAUCACUCGAAAAGAAUUUCAAAGUUAAGCGUGCUUGACACAGAGCACAAGCAAGAUGGGUGACCCACUGGGAAGUCGGGUCGCCGACUGGGAAGUUCGUCUAAAGUAUGCAAUACCGUAUAAAUACGGAAAUAAAUUGUGGAUAUACAAUAUACAAUAAAAUAAAUAAAUAAAUAAAUAAAUAAAAUAAAAUAAAAUAAAAAACAUUACCGUGGGCAAAACGCCGUCGGUAGUUACCGACGGCAAUUUGCCCUCGGUAAAUACACGGCCAUCCUCCGGCAUGACCACCGGCCGGCGGUAGCUUGUUACCGACGGCGUUUUGCCGCCGCUAUUUACCGGCGGUAAUCGCCGUCGCUAGUUUUCCGGCAAGGUCAGCCGGAAUCCGGUGGCUCGCUACCGACGGCAAAAUAGCCCUCGGUAACUAGCGGCGGUGUAUGCCGCCGCUAAUUCUCCGGCUAGGCUCCGCCGUUUAACGGCGACAAUUCCGGCGGCAUCGCCGCCGUUAACUGCCGACGGCGGAUGUUCGCCGCCGUUAUUGUCGUUGCCGACGAACCUUUUAGCGGCGGGAGCUUGCCGCCGUUAUCGCCGCCGGUAACACUAUUUACCGGCGGCCGUCUUUUGUUACCGACGGCAUUUAGCCGUCGGUAAUCAACGAUUUUUUUGUAGU